Molecule: messenger RNA, 5405 nt
Organism: Liolophura sinensis
Lineage: Eukaryota; Metazoa; Mollusca; Polyplacophora; Chitonida; Chitonidae
Product: short-chain dehydrogenase/reductase family 42E member 1-like
Exons: 11
Coding region: 12-1181 (389 amino acids)
Biological process (GO): steroid biosynthetic process
Molecular function (GO): oxidoreductase activity, acting on the CH-OH group of donors, NAD or NADP as acceptor
Source: RefSeq, a predicted model, not a curated record
ACGGCAUAGAGAUGAAUGAAGAAGAUAGAAUAAGGCCCGAGCUUCAUCUUAUUACAGGGGGAUGCGGGUACCCAGGCUUUAACCUGGCCAAAAAAUUAGUAGGUCUUGGCCAUAAAGUCAGGUUGUUUGAUGUCAAAGAACCCAUUUGGUCUUUGCCAGAAAAUGUGGAGUUGGUUAAGGGUGACAUCAGAAACCUGACAGAAGUGGAAGCAGCCUUUGAAGAUGUAGACUGUGCUUAUCAUCUGGCCUCAUACGGAAUGUCAGGUAGAGAACAGUUGAACAAGAAGUUAAUUGAAGAAAUCAACAUUUUGGGAACAAAAAAUGUAAUCAAGGCAUGCUGUAAGCGUGGGGUGUCCAGACUGGUGUACACCAGUACCUACAAUGUUGUUUUUGGAGGACAGGUGAUCAUUAACGGAGAUGAAUCUUUACCAUAUCUACCUCUUGAUCAGCAUCCUGACCAUUAUUCCAGAACCAAGGCUUUAGCAGAGAUUGAGGUCAUAAAGGCAAAUGGCAGUUCUAUAAAGGGAAAUGGCACUUUGAGGACAUGCGCAUUGCGUUUGGCGGGAGUGUACGGACCUGGGGAACUGCGCCAUCUUCCCAGAAUUGUGAGUUACCUGGAGAUGGGGAUGUUCAGGUUCACCUAUGGCAAGUCCACUAACCUUGUAGACUUCCUCCAUGUGGACAACUUAGUGCAGGUGCACUUUCUGGCAGCUCAAGCCCUAACUCAGGAGAAGGGAUAUGUGGCAGCUGGACAAGCAUAUUUUAUCUCGGACAACAAACCAGUCAAUAAUUUUGAAUUUUUCCGCCCUCUGGUUGAAGGUUUAGGGUAUGAUUUUCCAUCCAUCAAACUACCUAUGAUAUUGGUCUAUUUUCUAGCCUAUCUAACAGAAUGGUUACAUUUCUUUAUUGGUCACAUUUACAACUUUCAGCCCAUGCUCACCAGAACAGAGGUGUACAAGACAGGGGUGACCCAUUACUUCAGUGUGAAGAAGGCGAAGAGGGACUUGGGUUAUACCCCUGUUCGUCAGAAUGAUAUGGGCGGGAUUGUGGAAUAUUUCCGUAAAACGGGUCAUACGCGUGCAAGGAAAAGGGGGUCUGAUGGCCGACAAAUCCUGAUAAGUCUACUUCUGGCCAUUCUGUGUGCCAUCGCCAUCAUGGCAUUUAUACCUGUGGUUGUUUAGAUUUUCAAAAUGUAUAAGUAUUUUAACUUUUAUGCAAUAUUUAUGCCAGUUCUUACCUGUAAGCGAUUUUUGUUUUCGUCUAUUAUAAGAUGUAGGUAUUUGCAUUUUACCAAUGAUUUAUUUAAACUUGAAACUGAAACCUGUAUCUCCUUGCCACUAAUAUUUUCAAUGGUUAAUACUCCCUGGAGAACCAGAUAUGUUACAGCAGUAGUUGAGUAUAAAUGAACUGCUCUUCCUUGUGUUUUUUGUGUGAUGAACUUUGAUUGAACAUCAAGUGUGGUCCUGACCCACAUCAGUUGUAUAUAAUAUUUAGACAGAGUGUAGUUCAGUGAAACUUGUGAAUAUCAGACCCUCUGUAUACUGGAAUCCUGUCAACACCAGCCGCCUCAAUAUACAGGAAGCUGUCAACUCGGAACACCGGAUGUAUUUAUAAGCCCCUUUUUGUACAAGCAUUGAUAAUCAGAUCUGUGAAAACCGAAACUGCGCUGCAUGUUGUCUUUGCAGAACUUUGUGUGUGUGCACAGUACGUGUCCAGCCGGGUCCCCUUCAGCCAACCAAACCAACACUAAUCCCGCAUGCAAUGACUUAAAGCCCCUUACCCACUGUAGUCUUGUGCUGAUAAGGGUUUGUUUAUGCUGUCUUUUUUAAGUAACAAACAAACAAACCAAUAAAUUGUACUUGUACUUGAAAGCAACUUAAAAAAUACAGCAUGACAUAGCCGCAAUCGCUUCAAAACACAUCACUGAAAGACUAGCAAAGUUGUGCAGGAUCGGGAUGUCACUCGUCGAUAAGGUUUUUUUCGUUAAAUGCAAAAAGUUGAAAUGUUGAUAACUAAGAAAAGUGAAUGAAUGGACUGUCUAUUCAUAUUUGUGGUUGAAAUACCUGCACAUGUUAAAUAAGAUUAUAUUGGCUGUUCAUUGGCUUUCUCAUUUGUUGUAAACACAAUGCAUGUAGGCCUAUACAUGCAACUCCCGAUAAAGUGUUAAGACUGGGUUCUGUAGCGUGAGUUAGGUUGAAGGUUUAAGACAAACAUAGAGUUCUCAGCAGAGCUGUGUUUUAAAAUUGGCAUGUUGACAUUUAAGCUAGGUUUAUGGGAAUGUUGACAUUUAAGCUAGGUUUAUGGCAUGUGAAUGUAAAUGCAAUCUGUUAAUCAGACUGAAAAGCAUUACCCAGGCCUGAGAGGUUUGCAUGCUUUUAUAAAUGAACAGAAGUUUACACUGCACUUUAUCCACCAAAUUUCAAAGCAUGCAAACAUUUAUAUUUAUUAACGAAAAAUGUUUUGUAUAAAUAUGGCUGUUUUCUAAAUACUGCUUCUUCCAUUGGCUGACACGAUUGACAUUGAUAUCAAGUAUGGUACAGACAUUAAGUCAGCAGGUGUUACAUCAUUCAUUAAAUAGGGUAUUGCAUUAGAGUGCAAUGGAUUUGUUUGUUUUUUUCUCUAAGGGAUGUGGGGCACAGAUUGAUAGGCAUGUGUUUAUAAUUUGUUUAUUCAUGCAUGUGUAUUUACCUUGUAUGCUGAAAAUUAACAAUAUGAAGUUUCUUACUGGGUAAGUACAGGGUAGAUUUGUUCAACACUGCUAAUUUUAACCAUGAAAAUUCCAAAGAUUUGUCAUGUGUAAACAAGAUGUAAUAAAAGUGCUGUCCUGAUAUUCGUACAAAAACUGUUGUCAGUUAAAACCUAAAAUCAUUUGUUGAUGUCUGUAUUUAUUUAUUUGUAUUAUUAACUCUGUACUGGGGACUUUUACAAUGAUGACCAAUUUAAUGGACCAAGCUUCCCUGGGGUAUUCCACCACCCUUCACCAGGGACCUGGAAGAUCUCUUGACUAAACUGCAGGCUUUAUUGGAAAAAAGAACAUUUGGCAUUAUUGAAAGGCCUGAUAGUAAGUCAACACAUGAACAGUUUGAGGCACUGAGGACCCUGACCAUUAACUUCAUUCAUUGUUAAGUGCUUUAUGUUUUAACUAAUCAGUUUGUUCUGAGUUUAUUUUUGUCAUACCUCACUUGUUGUAAUAACUGCAGAAAACAGUUACUUUAUUUAAUUUGGUGUGAAUGGUACUUGUAGGUCACUGGUUUUAAGUGGAAUGAGUGUUAAGACAUUGAAAACAUUCAAAAUUAAAGCGGCAGUAAUACAUUUAUUCCCGUCUUUGCCUCCUUUUCUUGCAAAUUUAUGUGCACAUUUUGGCCAUGGCUAUAUGGUGAUUCCCCUGUCUGACCAUCAAGCAGAAUAUAACUGUUUUUGAAGGUCUUCAGGUUUUUCUUGGAUGUAAAAUGUUUUAGUGUCCACUUUGAUAUGAUUGACCACUGGGUGUCUGUUCUUUCAUCUUCUGUGGUAUUCAGGAUUUUACCAUAGUUGUACUAAAACAGAUGCAGUAUCUGAGAACUUUAUAGUGAGACUAUGGUAUCUGUUGUUCUGUGGUAUUCAGGUUUUUACUGUAGUUGUACUAAGACAGAUGCAGUACCUGAGAACUUUAUAUUGAGACUACUGUAUCUGUUGUUCUAUGGUAUUCAAGAUAAGCUUUUUACCAUUGUUGCAAAAUGGAUGCUUCACUUUCUGAAUACUCAGUGUUACGACUGGUGUCAACUUCAUUUCUUUUGUGGUUGUUGUGUUUUAUCUUGUCUCCCAUUAUCACCUACACAUACUGUAAAUCUUCAACCUGUUCAAAAACUAAAGCACUUUUUUCAGUGGAAUUUAUCCAUACAAUUAGUAUGAAAAUGAUGCUAAACAUGAUUUAUUUGUGUUAUGAAAUAUACAAGCUUCAUAAAACUGUGCAAAUUAUUUUCGUACUCUUCACAAUUCUCUCAGGAUGUUUCAAAAUGUAGGUCGCAGAGGUGGUUGAAAAGAUUGAAGUAUUAGGAUACGUAUAUGAAUGAAUGAGUGAAUGAUUAUAGCUAUAUGCCUCUUUGGCAGUGUUAUAGCUAUAUCGUGGCGGGAACGUGUAUGUAUGGUAAAAUAUGUAAACCACUGCAUACUUCCAUGGUAACGUCAUGUUUUAAUAGUUUCAAUCACUUCCUUUGUGCAUAAUUGUGACUUAUUCUCAUGGUAUCAUUUCUUUCUGUUGACCUUUUGACGGUUUCCCGACACAGUUUUGACUACUGUGAUUUGUCUGUUAUGUGUAUAUCGUGGAAAAUUGUGAUAAUGCCAAUGACAAGUUGCCUGAGAAGUACGAAUUAUAUUUUGUGUUGGUGUGUAUCUGACUUCGGCAGUUUGUUUCAAUUAGUAACAACUUUCCUACGUGUAUUAAUGAACAUUUUUUAUUCUCAUGGUAAUGUUGAGAAAUGAUAUGUAUUUACAAGAGUAUUUACUGAUUGGAAUAGCAGAAAUAUGAUUAAAACCAGGAAAUUCAUUUUGUCAUAUAAUAUCAAAUUUUAAUUCUUGAGGUUGAUUUAAAUGAACUUAGAUGUUGCCACAGUGACCAUGGCUGUCUUUAGUGAGACACAUGUGAUGGAAGUUCUCAGUCAGCCCCUCUGACCUGUUUAGAGCUAUUCAGAAACUUGCUGGAUGAUACAUAGGUACAUCUUUGUAUAUAUGCCCGUCAGACACAUGUGAUUGGCCAGUGUGUAAGGCUUUGUAUGUAGACAAUGGUUAUCUCUCUUAGCUUUGAAAGGCUCAAGGCCUUGUAUAUGUAAAUACAUGUACAUGUAACCUCUUAUACAUCCACCUGAAAAUACAAGUGUCACAUGUGGGAUAAUUUUCUACAGGUGACUAUAGAAGUGUGACCCACAUAUAUGUCUUCACAUGGUUUGUGUACUCGGGCUAUAUUUUGAGAAGCUUACAUAUGUACUGUGUCAUCUUGCUCGUGACAAUUUGCAAACUGUUCAGUCUUUUUUGGAUAAGGUGUAAUGUAUAUGUAUUUGUCUGUGGCCAAUGUUGUGCAGUACUUGUGUUUGGGAUCUUUAGGACGCAAACUAAAAUGUCCAAUGUGUUCAAUGUGUACAGUGUGUGAGGUUUUUGUCUGUGACUAGAAUACUGAUUCCCUCUUAUUCGGAGCAUUGUAUUGUUUUUUGGAAGGUGUUUACAGGUUCUUUUGAAGGAUAGGAUGAUAUUUGAUUGCAACAUUGUCGGCACCAAACUUUAUAUUUUUUAAAAAAUGUUUUUUUGUUUGAAUUAUUAUGGCGGUAUUAAUAUGUAAUGUUUAUAUAGGCUUACAAUUGCCUUUGUAUUAAUCACAAUCACACAAACCAUUGGACGUGCUUGUCUGAUGCUCUCAAUAAAAUACACUAAUG